This is a messenger RNA of Fulvia fulva, 2439 nucleotides long. RefSeq names its product E3 ubiquitin-protein ligase hel2. Gene Ontology annotation, biological process: protein ubiquitination; rescue of stalled cytosolic ribosome. The record is from RefSeq and is a predicted model, not a curated record. Lineage: Eukaryota; Fungi; Ascomycota; Dothideomycetes; Mycosphaerellales; Mycosphaerellaceae. Bases 1 to 2439 code for a protein of 812 amino acids. Gene Ontology annotation, molecular function: ribosome binding; ubiquitin protein ligase activity. The transcript has a single exon.
AUGGCGACCGCAGCACCUUCAGCUCCAGCGGGAGACAGCAACGCAGGAUCAGCAGGACCACAGAACAGAGGAGGACAUAGAGGACGCGGCAGAGGAAGAGUGGGUCCAAGAGGAGGAGGAGGAGGCUUCGCAGAAGGCUCUACGUUCAACGGCGGUGAUUCAGCACGAGGAGAUGGCGGAGGAAGAUCUCGCGGUCGAGGAAGAGGAAGAGGAGGCGGAGGAGGUCGCGGCAGAGGCAAUAGAGAUCGAGAAAACAGCCAGUCAACUGCACAAUCCAGCGGACAAGACCCAACACAAGCACAAAUACCCCCUCAGCCCGGUGGAACUGGCGUCUUUGGUGCUCGCCUUACCAAAGACGCCAAUGGAAAUCCAAAAGGCGAGAACGAGGGUGCGGAGAUUGCAGGAGACGAUGUCGAGGCUGAGGUGUGUUUUAUUUGCGCAUCGCCAGUCUCUCAUAAUUGUGUUGCUCCAUGUAAUCACCGCACCUGUCACAUCUGCUCCCUCCGUAUGCGUGCGCUGUACAAAAGCAAGGCUUGUGCGCACUGCAGAACGGAGGCUGCAAAUGUCAUCUUCACGGAUGAUGCUGAGAAGAGGUAUGAGGACUUCAAGACGGGGGACAUCUUCAAGGACGAUCCGAAUCUGGGCAUCAGCUAUGAGAAGCUAGAGAUCUUCGAGGAUACUGUACUCUUGUUGAGGUACAACUGCCCGGACGAAGACUGCGAUGUCGCAUGUCUUGGAUGGCCGGACUUGCAUCGUCAUGUCAGAAGUGUACACCAGAAGGUCAUGUGUGAUCUUUGCACAAGGAACAAGAAGGUCUUCACGCACGAACACGAACUCUUUACACACCAAGAACUGAGGAAGCACGAGAAGUAUGGUGACGAUAAUCCUGGAGCCAUCGAUCAGAGUGGCUUCAAAGGGCAUCCUGAGUGUGGGUUCUGUCGACAGCGCUUCUACGGCGAAGACGAACUUUUCACUCAUUGCAGAGAACGGCACGAGAAGUGCCAUCUUUGUGAAAGGAGGAAUCCAAACAGUCCGCAGUACUUCCAGAAUUACGAUGCUCUUGAGGCGCACUUCAACAAGGAUCACUUCCCUUGUCUCGACCAAGAGUGUCAGGAGAAGAAGUUUGUAGUCUUCGAUUCAGAGAUGGACCUCAAGGCACAUCAGCUGCAAGAGCAUCCCAAUGGACUGUCAAAGGAUGCACGACGAGAUGCUAGGCGUGUUGACAUCUCAUCUUUUGACUACCGACCACAAUACCAGGAACCACGUCGAGGAGGACGAAGACCUGGUAGAGGUCGCGACCCGAACGCUGAAGCCAUGCCUGCAGCUUCUGCUGGGCAAAUGAGCCGUGCCGAGCUUGCUCACCAAAGGGAGCGAGAGAUUCAGAGCGCACAGUCUGUAACAAGUCGGUCUUUCGGUGGGCAGCUCAGCGCUCCCGAUCCAACGCCGGCACAAGCGAGAGGUCCGGCGCAAUCCCGAGCGCUAGCAAGUCCUCAGGUCAACAACGCCCAACCUGCAGCACCUGCAGUACAGCCUAUCUCACCGAGACCAGCGCAAGCACAAACUCCACAAGAACAAGCAAGAGCUCUACGACAUGCUACUGUGACGGAACGUGCUGGUAAUCUACUUCGCAACGACAAGGUGAAGCUCGAUGAAUUCCGUGAACGCAUCUCGGCAUAUCGAAACGAUCGAAUCAGCGCUGGCGAUCUCAUCGACGCCUUUUUCGCACUGUUUGACACCUCUUCAGACCAGCUUGGUAAGCUCAUUAAAGAGCUCGCAGACAUCUUCGAGCUCAGCUCGAAGCGUGAUGGCUUGCUGAAAGCGUGGUCAGACUGGAAGGCUAUCAACGAAGACUACCCUUCAUUGCCGGGUCCUGCUGGUGCCAAUACUACCGCAGCUGGAAUCCUUGGACAAGGCGUUGGUGCAUCACGAGUACUGAAGCUGAAGAGCUCAACAGCACAAAGUUCACGUUCCUCCGUUGGCCGACAGGCCUCAUGGGGUACAGCCUCCGGCACAACGCGAUCCAACCCUUUCCCAUCGUUGCCACCAACCAACGGCGGCCCCUCAACAGCACGCGGACAAGCGCCUCCAGCACCCACACCCAAUUGGCUCGCCAUGCGUCCCGCCGGUUCAUCAACCUCCUCAUCAGCCCGCCCUUCACCACAACCAAGCAGGAACGUCUCAUCGGCGAACUUGUCCAACAAGAGCGCCUUUCCAUCUUUGCCAGCCGCUAAGAAACCCACGAGUACCGUCUUCACACCCGGUUACACUGGUAGAGGCGUCAUUAGAAGUGACUCCAACUACGCUGGUGCUAACGCCUGGGGUGGGGGCGGAAGUGCCAGCAAUGGCGCGAGCACUCCAGUCCUACAGGCUGAAGACGAUGGGGCUGGGAAGGGGAAGAAAGGGAAAGGGAAGAAGCAGGUGUUGUUUAAUUGGGGUUAG